AUGGAGGGCUUGUAUAAAACUACACCGGGUAAACGAGCUAGCAUCUCCACUAGUGCUGCCAGGAGGAGGCCAGUUGCUGAGAAGUUUCACUCACGAUAUCAACCACGACAUUUAGCUGACAAUCUUGCAGGUAAUGGCUGUCACCAUAGUAACAAGAGAACUAGGUCACAAAUUAGCAGGCGAGCCAGUAGCAAGACCAGAGCAAUCAGUAUUUGGACAAGAUCCAGCCGAUCUUGGCAGAUAGUUGACUGGUGUCCAGCUCAUCAUCGUUAUAGGGUGCGAUCCAACAGCUCCUCAGGUGGAUCAUCACGAUCAAGAUCCCACUCACCCGUAGACUCAAACAGAGGCCAGUCUUGUGACUCUGACUACAUUGAUGGUAACUGGUCAUCACAAGAACCCUGCCGCUAUAAGCAGGAAGCCAGAUCUUUGUGGAGGUGGCGCUGUUGUCGCAGCAGAGCUUCACUAACCUCCCGCAGGCCUCGCUCUCCAUUGCCACAUAAACAAGUCAAGAACCAUCACCCAGAUGGACUGGACAUCAUCAAGCAGUUGUUUGCUCCCCUUGUGUUGCCCUCAUCGGUGACAACUGUCAUUGCAGCUCCAGUGACCGGGACCACCAGCACUGGACAAGGUAAUGGUGGCAGUGGUGCCAUCAACAACCCUUCAGUUGGUAACUCUAUUGACAACAAACAUCCUUCUACAGCCACAUUAUCAUCCCCUGAGAAAGCCAAAAAGGUAAAUGGAGGACAGAAUUUAUUUGCUCCGAAUAUGGGGGACAAGAACAAAUCUGAGAGCAGGGGCAAUAAUGAGUCUUCUUUUGAGGCUAAUACCAUGUCUCUGCCUCCUCGACCACAGAAUCUGGCUAAUUCUAGAGUAGGGAAUGCCAGAAUGGACGCAGGAAACUCGGAGCACUACAUGGGGCCGCCGGCUCGGUCAGCCAAUCAUUUUGGUGACCACCCUGAUCAUAAUAUGCAGAGAGAAGAGCAACGAUACGAGCCACACUUCAACAACAUGGGCUACCACCCUGGCAUGGACCACUCCUUCCACGAGGAUGCUGGCUAUGAGUUUUAUGGAGCAGACUACGAUUACUUGUACGAUGAGAGAAACGAUGAAUAUGGCUUUGGGAACGAGCCGUAUCCUCCUCAUCUGCACCAACGACAUCCUGGUCCCAACACAUAUUAUCCCAGAAGGCCACCACCACAAGGCCCCAGGGGCCCGCCUCAGAUGUUUGCACCAAAUGAUCGUGGUUACGGACCUCCGAGACCUAACAUGGGGGGCCCGUCAUCUCGGAUGGGUCCUAAUGGGCCAGUAGGUUCUAGGGGGCCUAGAUCACCAAUGGGGCCACGAGGUCACAGACCACAAGGAGGUCCAGGUGGACCACUGGGACCUCCUGUCAUGAGGGGUCCCCCCAGGGGAUCACCGUACGGUCCACCCAGAGGAUCACCAUACGGCCCUCCAGGACCAAUGCGACCACAGGGGAUGAGGGGGCCACCAGGGCCAGGUAUGAUGGGGCAGGCCGGACAUGGGGGACCUGCGGGACCACGACCCAGACUAGGACCUCCUGCACGUAUGCAGUCACCAAUGCCUAGACAAGGUUCUCAACCCCCAGGUGGACCCAGGCCUCGAAUGGGGCCGCCUCCCCCCAGGGAUGACCAAUACCUGCCUCAGCGACCAGCUGUUGUGCCCCCUAACACAGGGGACCCCAGUUUCUGUAAUCCCCUGCCAAACUUCAGCCAGCCCCCUCCCAACUUUGUUCCAUCCACUUCAUCAUUGCCACCAUCCACAGCAACUGCAGCCAGUGCAGCUCAGAUAGCGGACGUGGUGGCCCCACCUCCUCCAUUACCUCCCCCCAAACCACCCACUCCAAAACCACCACCUCCCCCAAAGAAGGAGGAAGAGAAGAAGGAGGAAAUCAAGCCAAUGACACCGUUGAUUCCUCCAGAGCAGGCUGAACAGUACAGAAAACUUCGGGAGCAAGCCAGGAAACAUGCACGCAAGCAGCAGAGGAAACAGGAGCACCAGGCAAAGGGGGAGCCUGAAAGCAGUGAUGACGAUGAUGAAGAAGCAACAGCUAAGAAGAAAGAGUAUGAGGCCAAGUUGUCAGCUGAGCGGGAGGAGAUGGAGAAGGCAGCGCUGCUGGCUGUAGAAGAUAACGGAGCCUUGCAUUUUGAAGAAGGGGCAACAAUCUUGAUGCCAGCGACACAGCAGACGUUGAUGCAGCAGCCAACCAUGAUGGUUCAGCACCACCCACUGGCCACCCAGCCAUCGUCUUACGGCUUGAUGCCAGCCUCUCAUUUGCUGCACGCGGCUCACCCAGGCCUGCAUCCUAGUCAGCUCCAGAACCUGCAGUUCAUGACCUCAGCCGGACAGCCACAGUUGGUACAGCUGCCCAAUGGUCAGAUGGCCUACGCAAUGGCUGCACCAAUGUCGUAUCAAACCGGGGCUCAAAUGAUUGCCAUGCCACACCAAGCCACGAUGUCGGCCGGAGCAAUGCCUCACCACGUGUUGUUCUCCCCAGGGGGCAUGCACCAGGUGCCAGUCACCGCUCACUCUGGUCUGACAGUCAGCGGCUCUCAGUACAUGGCUCAUGUGAUGGCUUCACAGGUACAAGCAGCCCAGAUCCAGGCUGCACAGGCAGCCCAGAUCCAAGCGGCCCAGGCAGCCCAAGUUCAGGCUGCACAAGCAGCCCAAGUUCAGGCUGUGCAGGCAGCCCAGAUUCAGGCUGCGCAGGUGGCUCAGGUUCAAGCUGUGCAGGCAGCCCAAGCUCAGGCGGUGCAGGCAGCCCAAGCUCAGGCUGCGCAGGUGCAGUCUGGUAUGUCAGGCAUGGUGCCAGGUAUGCACAUGGCCCAGCAUGUCCUACCAGCCAUGCAUCCUCAAGGACAGUAUAUCCUGGUGCCACGGGUGGCCAGGCCACAGAUGUAA
This is a messenger RNA of Candidula unifasciata, 2919 nucleotides long. The record is from the annotation of a GenBank genome assembly. Lineage: Eukaryota; Metazoa; Mollusca; Gastropoda; Stylommatophora; Geomitridae.